GGCUCCUCCUGCUCUGCCUCGCCACUUCACCUCUGCACAGUGCAACAACAGCAGCAGCAGCAGCAGCCGCAGGAGGAGCAGCGUGCCGGCUGGAUCUCAGAGCAGCCUGCAGCGGCACACAGUCUCCCGAGUCAUUAACCUGUCACAUGUGGGAUACGCGAAGACAGACGGAUAUCAGCUCGUGCGGAAAUCGGAGGAUCUAGUUAGCUGUGUUGCUGAAUAUUUUUUUGACUGUUUUCUUUUUCUAUUUUUUUUUUUUGGAGAGCUUUUGUGUUGCUAGGGGAGAGAAAGUCGGAGCAGCCAUGACAUUUCCUCCCGAAUCUGCGAGAUCACUCAACAGCCACUUCUGACCAAACCUAAUUUAGCACACCAAAGAUGUCAGCGUGCAGUGACUUUGCAGAACACGUGUGGAAACCCGGAUCUUGUAAGAACUGCUUCCACCCGCUUAGCGCGCACCACAAGACUGUCGGCGGAUUGGGAGGCAGUCUGCCAGCCGCUUGUGUCAAGAGCAGUCUGGGAGGUGAUGAAGAAGUAACAGCACCUUCACCAUACAGCAAACCAACAAUCGCUGUCAAACCCACUAUGAUGAGCCUUGACACCAAUGAGUCCAUGACUGAUGUCAAUAUGAACAUAGAGCAGGAGAACACAAAGAGCCCAGUUGAGCGUUUGAGCCUGAAGAAGCUCUUGGACCUGUCGUCUCUUUACAUUGACAGUAAUGGCUGCAACAAGGCCCAUAGAGAAGCUGUUCUCCAGAGUCCUGAAACUAAGAUGGACUACAACAACUGCUUCUCUCUAGCUUCCUUAUCCCCCAACAUCUUGCCUAAAGACUCCAUGAUCAUCAGUAAUAUCUUUGUCACCCAAGAGGAGGGAAGAGGUUCUCAUAGUUUAAAGAAGAACGCCAGCGGAGAUGCUUGUCGACAGCAGAAUACAACCACCACAAGAACCAAGAGCACUUAUAAUGGAACUGGUGUGAUGGCAAAUCGUCAGGAGUCCCAGCAGGCCUCUGUGGAUAUACCUUUUUCUGUGGAUAUUGUCCCUUCCAGUCCUGCCACAGUUCAUAGCAAUGGUAUCAGCAGUGGGAGUACUGCUUUUGUUACAGCUAAGACAUCCAGCACUUCUCCCACCACAGCUUUAACUGUGGAUACAACUACCCACAAUCCUCCGCCAUCCCUGCUCUCUCCCUCCAUCCUGAUUAAACAGACUAGCUUGUCGGACUCCUCUAGUUCUUAUCGUAGUAGUACGGAUUCACUUCCUGGGGCAGAAGUGUCAGCGAGCCCCCAAAACCCACCAGCCAUGGGUAGCUCACAGUCACUUCCCAGCUCUCCGAAUGGACGACGAGACUCAGAACCCAUUUAUGCGGAGAGCACCAAGAAAAAGCGCAGGCCGCAAGGAAAUGAAGUGCAAUCCCAUCCUGAGUCCCCAGACCAGACUAAGAACUCACCCCAGUGCUCUGAGCUUGAGCUUUCAGGAGACAGUCAACGGGCCACCAUCACUGUAAUGGCCGCUCACACAGAGGAGAACAACAGGACUUUCUACCUGAGCAGCCCAGAUUCAGCCAUCAGCACCCAGUGCCACUUCAGCCCCACAGCACGUAAAGACCCCAGCAGCCCUGCCUUCCGCUGGCCUAGUCCCAGCCAUAGUGCACCUUCUUUGGCCACCGAGGCCACCCUGGCCCCAACGCUCCACCCCAAGCCUCAGUCUAGCCCGCCCAUUCCCCCGAAAAGAACCACCCGUUCUCCAAAGCUGGGUACCUCUAGCCUCUCACCGUCCAUGUCUUCUCCAGUCCCUCUUCCUGAGCUCCCCAAGCUGAGCACCUCCAGCCUCUCACCAUCCAUCUCUUCUCCCGUUCCUCUUCCUGAGCUACCCAAACUGAGCACCUCCAGCCUCUCACCAUCCAUCUCAUCUCCCGUCACUCUCCCUGAGCUUCCCAUGCUUUUCCUUGUCUCUGCUAAAGAGGGACACUUCAAGGUUCAUACGGAGAACCACAGCACAGCAGUGUCUGAACGUUGGCACAAACCCCACCACAGUUCUGGCUGGAACUGUCGCAUCGAGGAAGAAGAGGAGGAGGAGGAAAGAGAGCGGAAAGAAGGGGAGAAGAAGAAGCUGGCCAGCAACCCAGGGACAACCUCUCAAGUGACAGGCCUGGUCACUGGUGCUGCUGCCUGGAAUGAGGCCAGGGACUGUAAGGCCCCAAGCAGCCCCCUGUCGAUGACAGAGCCAGGCACGGCCCCCCCAUCUGACCCCAACAAUGGUGCCUGUCAGAGGGAGACUGAGGGCACCGGUGCAGAGGAGGAGGGCAAGCAUAACGGGAGGAUGCCGGCCAGGCAACCUUUGCAUGGCAGCUCAUCAGAGCUGCUGGCAACAGGGAAGGGAGCAGCCAACAAUGAAGCGAAUCCACCACCUCCACCACCUAAGAAACUGCACAGAGUGUGCAGUAAGAUGAGUGGCAGCAACAUGGAGCUGGACCGCUGCAGCCAACAAGGGUCGGUAGAGAGCCCUACUUCAUCUCUGCGGGGCCUGGGCAGUGUCAGCUUCCACGCUGCCUCAACCGACAACCUGACUGCUGACAUUGGUUCUCGGGAUGCUUCACGGAUGUCUUGUUCCUCUCCAUUUACCAGAAGUCCAGUGGCCUCAGCCCCAGGGUCUCCUCACCCACCCUCAUUUAGCAACUUAACUAACCAGCCACCUCCACUCCCAGAGAAAAAAACAGUCAAUCGCACCGUCUCAGCUCCCGAUAGUGCAAACGGAAAACCCUUUUUCCAAGCCUACCCACGCCUCCCUUUCACUGGCUCAGAGAGCAAUGUGUGUCGCCCUGUUGAUGUUAGCUCCCGGUCCAGUUUACCGUCCAGCCCUGUUGACCCGCGACCCAUUUUCUCUUCCAACGAGUCUCUGGAGCGCUACCAUGCCCUGCUGGGCCGAUCCUCGAGGUCCCGGACACUGGAUGAACCGCUGAAGACUCAAGGGCGCCUGGGUGUCCACUGCCGAAGCAGCGUCACCUGCUCCUCUUCCCCCCAACUCAGCGCACCCUUCUCAGCCUCAGAACCAGGUCUGGCACCAAAUCUGGGCUCUAGCCUGCAGCUCCAGACCCUUUUGAGUAAUAUAGACAGUAGGGAGGGAGUUUACUCCAAACUGGGAGGCCUUUAUGCGGAGUCUCUGCGGCGCUUGGCUCUAAAAUGUGAGGAUCACUUCACUCGCUCCCAGAAGAACCCACUUAAGUUCGAGGAAAGCAACUGGUCUCUGUUCAGACUGACCUCUAACAAGCCAAGCUGCAACGCAGGAGAUGCUGUGUACUACUCUGCUGCCUGUGCCUCAGAUCCCAGCAACUCGUACGCUGUAAAGAUCUGUAAGAGUCCAUCCAUGGAGGCCAGGCAGGGUCAUCUCUACAGUCUGUCAGUGCAGCAGACCAUGCCGCCUCACUUCAACCUCCAGCAGGACUGUGGCCACUUCCUCGCCUGUGUCCCUCAGAGCAUGUUGUCUUCAGAUGAAGUCUCUCUGCCCACCAAACCUGCCUCAUCGCUGCCUCAGCCUCCCACGUCUGCACCUGGCCAGCAGGCAGACAGAGAGCGAGUGGUUGUCAUCACCUCUGAGAUCCCUCAGCAGACAGCAGCUGACUUUGUUCGGGAGUUUGAUGCGUUCCAUAAAACUCAGCCAGAGGUCUAUGAGCGCCGUGUAUGUUUCCUCCUCCUGCAACUCUGUAAUGGCCUGGAGCACUUGAAGGAGCACGGGGUCACGCACCGCGACCUGUGCCUCGAAAACCUGUUGUUGGUGCCUCAUCACCGCAGGCCCUCACAGUUUCCCCAGCAGACAACCACUGACAACAGCACCGCUAAUGGUUCAAGUGGUGGAGACAUUCAACGUCACCUCCCCCGACUCCUAAUCAGCAACUUUGCAAAGGCCAAGCGUCGCUGCUCUGAGGAUGCUGCCUUGACUACUGUGGAUCCUCGCAUCAAACGCGACCAGGCCAGAUUGGCGCCUGAGAUUGUCUCAGCAGCCCAGUACCGUAAAUUUGAUGAGUUCCAGACAGGUAUCUUGAUCUAUGAGCUCCUCCACCAACCCAACCCAUUUGAGAUGAGUCCAGCUCUGAAGGAACAAGACUACCACUGUGAGGACUUGCCUCCAAUCCCCUCAGUCUCUCUUUACUCAGCAGGCCUCCAGAGGCUGGCCCAGCUGCUGCUCCAACCUGACCCCAUUAAACGCAUCCACAUCCAGGAGGCCAAGCGCAUACUGCAGAGCCUGCUCUGGGGUCCCAGGAAGGACCUGAUGGAGCAGCAGUGGGAGAGACACGGACAGGGAGGAGGCUUUGUCAGUGGAUCCCGACAUGAGGGCCUCCUCAAUUGGUUGGACGUGAAACGGGCCCUGCUGAUGAUGAAGUUUGCCGAGCGCUCACUGGAGCCCGAGAGGAACGCAGAGCUGGAAGACUGGUUGUGCUGUCAGUACUUUUCCUCUGCUCACCCUCUGUCUCUCUGCCAUACUGCCGAACUGCUCUACUCGCUAAAGUGACGGCUUACUUUAGCAUUAAAAAAGUGUGUGCGAGUUGAACUGAAGUAUUGCUUGAAUGUGUGUCAGAUCAGAACGACCAAUAAGACACUAUAGAUGAGUCCAGACAGUGUGAUCCUUUGGAGAUAACUGUGAACCUACCCACCUGUUUGUGCUACAGCUACAUGCAUGAGGAGCCACGCAUCAAGCUAGCCGUCCACUGUCAGUAUCCUGCUAGAGACUGUCAGCAAAGCAAAGAAAUAACCUGUGAAAAUUCUGCUGUUUUUAGAUGUUCUCCUAACAGUUACAGACAUAUGGACAAAAUCGCUAAAAACAUUCACUCACAGACUCAUGACAUUGAUAAAUACAUUGGUUUAAAAAAAAAAAGGAAGAAUAUGAAUAGUAUUCAUAAUCCUAUAAUACACUUACCAAAGUUUUAUGUUUGACACUGUAUUUGUGUGUAUUUAUUAAAAAGGACAUUUUACCCACAGGCUAAUAGUUCAUAACUGUGUCAGCCAGCUUUGCAGAGUAAUGCUUUGUCUACAAAAUGUGCAGCUAACAUUUGUCUGACAUCUUAAUAAAAAAUAUGAGGUCACUGGCACAGUCACUCUGUUGCAACUUUUUUCCGUCAUGUUUAUUCAUGGGCACAUAGUGCUUGUACUGUAUGUUGUGUAAAUAUCACAAAUUCAACUUUUCUUUAACCAAAUCGAAAGCCGCAGAAUAAUGUCUUUUACUCAGUGAAUACUGGUGUAAUUGGUUGGAAAGAACCGGGCAGGCUUCCUUAAGUCUGUGUCGUGUCACAAUCUUUGUUAGACAGCAUUGCAUAAUUAAGAAUUAUUAUAGGUGAAUCAUAAGCCAUACUGUCUAACCGUCUACCAGAAGUCAAUAGUAAUUGGAUCAACAAAACAGUUGGUGAUUGCUUCUGCUGAAUGGAUGCCAACCUUUUUCCUUAUGCUUGCUUUUAAUACAUAUUUAAAUGUUUUUACAUUUGUCGCAGUGCCUUUUUGUUCUUUGUGUAUGUUACCAUGUCUCAGAAGUCAAAUGUAAAUAUUGCUGAUCAUUCGUCCUUUGUGAAACUGGCCUUUCACAGAAUGUUCUAGAAACAAGUUUGUACAGUAAUUUGUAGAUGAGCCCAAGCAGGUCUUUAAAAGCCAUUAAUAUGAGCAGCAGUUAAAAAAAAAAUAUUUAUGAUAUAAUUUGUUAUCCUGUAGUAGUCACUGGAAUUUCUCUGUUUAUUUUCAUAUGUGAGUUAUCAAGGUACGUAUGUACCAGCUGAGCAGUAACUGGAGCUGUUUUUUUUCCUCCUGUGUCCCAUAUAGGAUGGAGGGAAGACAAUAAGUUAUCGUGUUUUUUUUCUCCAGCAAGAAAUUUCUUAUUAAAGCCCGGAGUAACAAGAAUUGAACAGCCUGCAUGCAGGUUUCAGUCCAGGACUGACUGAUUCUAACAUUGAAGAGAAGAACAAACAUGAUCAGAACUCACAACUAAUUCAUUAUUGUUUUGAAAUAUUUUGUGUGUGCCUCACCUAUUUGCAUCUAUCAAUAAACUGUGCAUAUAUUUUCUCACAGUA
Messenger RNA from Scatophagus argus, 6043 nucleotides. RefSeq names its product inactive tyrosine-protein kinase PRAG1. Lineage: Eukaryota; Metazoa; Chordata; Actinopteri; Scatophagidae. The transcript has 6 exons. Gene Ontology annotation, molecular function: ATP binding; protein kinase activity. Bases 376 to 4500 code for a protein of 1374 amino acids. Gene Ontology annotation, biological process: protein phosphorylation. The record is from RefSeq and is a predicted model, not a curated record.